This is a messenger RNA of Seminavis robusta, 1752 nucleotides long. NCBI's taxonomy places the organism in Eukaryota, Bacillariophyta, Bacillariophyceae, Naviculales, Naviculaceae. The record is from the annotation of a GenBank genome assembly.
AUGGACCGCAUCGAAAAUAUCGCCUCUUCGCCCGCUUCUAACACUACCCGCAAGCGUCGCAAACGUCGCGAGCGUCCACGUCAACCUUUGCACGAUUCGUUGCUAAAUUCUCCCAACAGUCAAGGUGCGGCAAAUCGAAGAGCAGCAGGCCGACGGCCAGCUUCAACGGUACAACAGGCAGAUCUCUCCGACAACGAUGAAGAUGACAGCCAUUCAUUGGGCUCCGAGGAGGAGAAGGACGUUCUCGAGGAGGAGAACGAAGACCUUCUAGAAAACCCUGACCAGGAUAUGACUGAGAGUGACAAGGCCUUCUACAGCAAGCUCAUCAUGGGCAUUUAUGGUGAAGAAAAGGCUCGCAACUUGAUCAAGCCCAAGUGUCCCCAAGCUCUUGAUAUUGUCAUGCGACACCAUCACUACUGUGAUCCAGCUGGUGCAUACUUGGACGAUUUACAACCACACCGUUGCCGCCGUCAAAACGGUGGUGUCUACGGACUUUUUGACGCUGAUGGCAACAUCGAGAAGGUUGGAUCUACACGCAUCUUUGUUGAACGAAGAGACAACCAUUACUUGAAGAACGGAGGCAUCAGCGACCCCGAUCAGUUUUUCGUGCUGGUGGACAUGGACGACAUGUGCGAAAGUGCUAAUAAGGAAUUUGAAGAACUCUACCGUGACAUCCUCUGCACGUUGGCCACUGCUCCAGAGCUCCACCAAUUCCGGCGUUUCUGGUUUGGUGAACUGCUAUCUAAGCGAGGUGGUGACCGCAUGGGAUGCAAGAAUCAGAUUUGCCGUCAGUUGUUGGAGUACGCUUUUCAGCUACAUUGGGAUCUUCCAGCCCGUCCAGUGUUGUUUCUCAUGUUUGAAGGUUCCAUUUGCGAUGAACUCUUCAGGAUGGCGCGUGAAGGAGGCGAGCGAAUUGUUGACGAGUGCUGCAAAGUUCUUUUGGACUACAGUGCAGAAUCAACCGACAAGAGUGAGCGCCAUUGCCAUGCCACGUCCAGCUGGAAACCGGCCCAUGAUCAGUUGUCCAGCAUGAUCGUGACUACCCAAUGCACUUUGGCGGACGAGGAAUACAAGAACAACUGGUCUAACACCAUUCCUGAGCCUGCCAUUCCCAAUGCCAAAACUCGGAAAGAAAUCUUCUCCACAGCCUACAGUGCCAAGACCAAGGCAAAGGGACGCGACCGUCUAAGAAAUCAUAUCAAGGCCUUCAAGUGUUCACGGUUUGGAACUCAGCAGGUGGACUCCAAUGACUUGAUCUUUGGUGGGGAUCCCGCUUCAGGCUAUGACGACAUUCAUGACUUUCUAGGAAAUGAGUACAGCUUGGAGAAGGCCCUCAGUCUGCACUCGGAAGAGAUUGUUGUGUACACCAACAAAGGCACGACUCAUGUCCUUCUCAUUCACCGGCCUCUUUGUGUUGCAAGUGACAGCCAGAGUAUGAUUCCCAUGGAGAACCGUCUGCGUCGGUCCAUUACCGCUGCAAUUCUCACGAACGCCCAACGCCAACUACAAGGAAAAGAACCAUUGGGACCUGAUGACUUCUUUGAGAAUCCUAUCUACGCCAUUGUCGCCUUUAUGAUUCACAGGAUUGGCUAUCAUGGUGAUCUUCGAGUGUCUGCUGCAUUCUUUCGGGACGUGGUCACUGACUCCAGUGUCAACGCAUUGACCGAGAACCAGCUUCCCAAGCUCAGCAGCCAGAGUGCGGCGAUCUCCAAACGUCUACGAGACCGACAGAAUCGACAACGGCGCCAGUAG